Gryllus bimaculatus (two-spotted cricket) is the source of this 901-nucleotide messenger RNA. Lineage: Eukaryota; Metazoa; Arthropoda; Insecta; Orthoptera; Gryllidae. The record is from the annotation of a GenBank genome assembly.
UGAAAAAGGUAUUUGCGAAAGUUGACUUGCGCAUGUCAUUAGCAAACCACUUUCUGAACGGUGUCUUGUAUUCAAGGAAGCCGGAGAUAUUGAUAUGGUAGUAAGUAUUGGCUUAUGGAAAUUUACAAUUUUUUCUGGAUAGUUGUGUUUUUUUCAGCGUUUGUAAAGCAGCUUUAUGUGUAAUCAAAUAUAUUUGUUGUAAACAAUAAGUAGAUUUCAAGGCAUGUAUUGUUUUUCACGCUUUAACGUCGGAUUUGCUUUUGCCAUGACGGCGCUUAGUACGUGAAGCUAAUCGGCCAUCUUGGUCACUUUCUAUCUCGUCGAAGUUAAAUUAUUAAUUUGAAAACUUAUCAUAUACAUGAAUUCCUGGCAUAAUUGAAGUGCUACAAUGGAGACAAAUUUGAGUUCUGAAUUAAUAGUUCGAGCAUUGAAUUUCCACGGACAGCAACUACAGCGUCUUUGGGAAGGGGAAAGAGGAGAAGGUGACUUACCAAAACAGGGAGUUGAUGUUAAGGAACUGGAUUUUGAUGUUUAUCAACAGAGACAAAAACACUUAAGUUUUCAAGAUAGAGGCAAGCGUCUGAAGCUUCAACAGUUCAUUGUGAAGAAGGCUGCUGCGUUAUUUGAUACUUCAUUUGUUCAGCCAAGUGGAGAAUCUAAGGAAAAACAGCCUAAUGAUGAAGAUUGCUAUGCAGUAAUGCCUCCAUACGAAACGUUUUUACAAAUGGACAAACAAACUAGGCAGAAGCGUUUCUUGCAGAACUUGAAGAGAGGUGAUAUCGUCAUCUGCUCCAUCACGGGGAAGUCUGUGCCGGGAAUGAUGUUGAAGGUGUUGUGCACAGACGGAGAACAUGGAAGAUAUGCUGCGGAUCUGAAUGUGAAGGUAUUGUGUAAUUUUUAA